AGUGUUCUCCUAUUUUCCGGCUCCGCCUUUUCCGGUUGUAUCAAGUGUCAAAGGUGAGAGCUCGGCCUGACAGCCAGUAUGUUAAGUGUAACCAGAUCGGCAUCAGCCCCGAAUUUCAGCGUUCGUUCCCUUGAAUCCCUGUGCUCGAAGAACCGAUACGAGGCGGACUCCCGUCUUUAUGAGGAGGAGGAGUAUGUGGAGCAGGGCACCUCCAUACCCAAGCUGCAGCCGCGGCGGCAACCCUCGGCCUGCCUCUUCCGCACCUACGUCUGCCUGCUGCUGGGCAUCCAGGUGACGCUCUCCUCGCUGCAGUGGCUAGGCUCCACCUACCGGUGGCGCCCCCAACUAAGUCCGGCUAACCGCAGCCUGUCCGUUCUGCUGUUCCUGCUGUCCUGGUUGAAUCUCACAUUGGCCUUCAUCGGUUUCCGGCGGCUGCAGUUCACCUUUCCCUUGAACUGGAUCAUCUUCGGCUGCAUCUUCGAGAGCCUCACGCUGCUGGUGGUGUGCUUGCACAUCCUCGAAUUGGACAUCACCUGGCCAUUUGUCCUGAUCGGGAUUGGUGUGCUGGUCGUGUACACGCUGCUGGGUCUCUGGGUGCCGGGCUUCCUCACCGCCAACCUCUGGAUCCUCAUCCUGGCCAGCAUUGUGGUGUUUGUGGUAUCCACCGUGGCCCUGUGCGUCCGCCUACAGAUGUGCUACUACGUCCCGGCCAGUGUGUGUCUGGUCUUCUUCGGUCCCUGGGCCAUGUUCAAUUCGCAGAAGCUCUUCCUGCCCCACCAGCGGACCGGCUAUCUGCCACAUCAGUACUUGGAGGCGGCCGCCAAGAUGUUUAUCAACUACGCCUUCACCGUCAGCGGCCUUGUCUUCGCCCACCGCUUUUCGGUGGACGCUCUGGAUGCCCAAUGAUGAUGUUAGUUGGGUUCAGGUGGGAUCUGGUUUAAGGGGCUACCGAACUGGUGCUGAUCUUAUUUAUAUUUCGAUUUUUUGUAAGUCUUUAAUUAAAUUGUCACGUGUUUUUAUUUUAAA
Drosophila takahashii is the source of this 1026-nucleotide messenger RNA. RefSeq lists its product as uncharacterized. NCBI's taxonomy places the organism in Eukaryota, Metazoa, Arthropoda, Insecta, Diptera, Drosophilidae. The record is from RefSeq and is a predicted model, not a curated record.